Messenger RNA from Anguilla rostrata (American eel), 5779 nucleotides. RefSeq names its product 5-hydroxytryptamine receptor 2A-like. Gene Ontology annotation, cellular component: dendrite; plasma membrane. The coding region runs from base 955 to 2439 and encodes 494 amino acids. Gene Ontology annotation, molecular function: G protein-coupled serotonin receptor activity; neurotransmitter receptor activity. The record is from RefSeq and is a predicted model, not a curated record. Gene Ontology annotation, biological process: response to xenobiotic stimulus; phospholipase C-activating G protein-coupled receptor signaling pathway; chemical synaptic transmission. The transcript is spliced from 3 exons. Lineage: Eukaryota; Metazoa; Chordata; Actinopteri; Anguilliformes; Anguillidae.
UUUGUCCAUGCUUGUCUGUUUGGCUGAGGAGUGGAAGGAGAAUGGUAAAUUGUGGAGAUUUCUCACUGUUCUCAGAGUCCCUGACUUGAAGGAGAAGAAAAUAAAGAAACCACGGCUCUUUCUUUUUGUUGCGGGAGGAGAUGUGGUGUGAUUGAUGCAUAAGGGUAAGACAGGGGCAAGGAUUUUGCUGUGAUAUAGUAAUGCUCCACUGCAGGAGCAAGUUGUGAAGCGUAACAGAAAAAUCAGAUCCACCACUGUGUGUGAAAGACAGAGAGGAAGAGUAAAGAGAGAGAAAGAGUGUGUGUGCGUGUGUGUGUGUGUGUGUGUUACUAUAUGUCUCCCUAGGAGUGUGUACGUGUGUAUUUUGUGAGAUAGAGAGGAAGAGAGAAAGGGUGUGUGUGUGUCUGCUUGCGUGUUUGUCUGAUUCAUCCAUUCCCGUCUGCAUGGGAGCCCAGCACAGUGUGUGUCUGUGUGAGAAGGACACCUGACUGAUCUGCACGUAACGUCUCUGCUUUCAAGAAGAAAACCUCCUGCCUUCUGCUCACAAGGAUCUCCUGCCUGACUGCUGCCAAGUGCUGUCUAAGAAACCAAGGGAUCAAACUUUCUUUUCUUUAUUAUUUUUCAUCUUUGUUCAACAGAAUCAACAUUUUUGCAGCUGACAGUGUCAAGAUACCGGUCUGUGAAUGAUGAUGGAUUUCCUUUCUGCCCACCAGGAAUAAGGCAGGAAAAAUCCAGAGAGCUGUGCUUUAAAGUUAUUUUCCACAGAUCGUCGCAGCUGCAGUACGAUUCAGCGAGGCUCAAAGAGGAGAUAAUCAGCCGUGUGAGGUGCCCGUUCCCUGCGUGGGGAUGGCAGCCCCUGCUGCGGGGCUGCAGAAGAGCCUGCGGGAAUGAGCCAGCCCUGCGGCACAGGUGCUCUCCUCCCCAGGUAACCUGCUCCGGGGGCAGGUGUCAAUAAUGAACCUCCGCGUGAACGCUUCGGACCUGAUCUCCUCAUCCCCUGCAACUGCUACCCCGCUCCCCCUAACCCUGGACCGGUGGUCACCCCAGGGAAUUCUGGGUAGGGGAGGAGGAAGAGGGGGAGGGGAGAAUGUUUCCCUGGGGUGUAACAGCGCUUUGGGUGGGCCACAGGGGAACCUGUCACAUGGGGCUGGGUACGAUGAGGGGGCGGGCCUCCUGGGGGCAUGGUGUGGCCCCGCCCUGGAGACGGACACGGCUGCCGACGGCGACGAGAAGCACUGGUGGGCGCUGCUCAUCCUGGCGGUGAUCGCGCUGACCGUUGCGGGAAACAUCCUGGUCAUCCUGGCCGUGUCGCUGGAGAAGAAGCUGCAGAACGCCACCAACUACUUCCUGAUGUCGCUGGCCGUGACAGACAUGCUGCUGGGCCUGCUCGUCAUGCCUGUCUCCAUGGUGACCAUCCUUUAUGGAUAUACCUGGCCCCUGCCCGCCACACUCUGCCCCAUCUGGAUCUAUCUGGACGUGCUGUUCUCCACGGCGUCCAUCAUGCACCUGUGCGCCAUCUCCCUGGACCGCUACAUCGCCAUCCGCAACCCCAUUCAGCACAGCCGCUUCAACUCCCAAACCAAGGCCUUCCUCAAGAUCAUGGCGGUCUGGACCAUCUCUGCAGGCGUUUCCAUGCCGAUUCCGGUCUUCGGCCUCAAGGACACAUCCAAGGUGUUUAAGGAGAGCAGCUGCCUGCUGACAGAUGACAGCUUCGUUCUGAUUGGUUCCUUCGUGGCCUUCUUCAUUCCCCUCACCAUCAUGGUGGUGACGUACUUCCUGACCAUCAGCGCCCUGCAGACAGAGGCCACGCUGUGCCUGGACCAGCUCGUACCCAGGCCCCGCUGGGCCACACCUCUCAGCAUCCUGCCCCCGAGCUCGCUGUCCUCCGAGAAGCUUGUCGGACGAUUGGUGAGCGGGCGGGGCCGCGAGCAGGAGGCGGGGCAUCCCUUCGGCCGCAGGGCCAUGCAGUCAAUCAGCAACGAGCAGAAGGCCUCCAAGGUCCUGGGCGUGGUCUUCUUCCUGUUUGUGGUCAUGUGGUGCCCGUUCUUCGUCACUAACGUGCUGGCGGUGGUGUGCAAGAGCACCUGCGACGCGGACGUCAUGGAGGGCCUGCUCAACGUCUUCGUUUGGGUGGGGUACCUGUCCUCCGCCAUCAACCCGCUGGUCUACACCCUCUUCAACAAGACCUACCGCUCGGCCUUCUCCCGCUACGUACGCUGCCGCUACAGGGAGGAGAAAAAGCCCCUGCAGCUCAUCCUGGUCAACACCAUCCCCCCGCUGGCCUACAGCUCCACCCAGCUGCCUCUGGGUCUCAGCGCCCCCCUCAGGAACGGAGGCUGCGGGGCGGAGGGACACGCCAGAUCCAUGGUGACUCUGAGGACAAAUGCGCCAGAGUCCAGAGGAAGAUGGAGCGGUGAGGAGAAUAUCAGUCAUGUGUGAACGUGUGUUUGGUUUUUUUUUUAACGUUUAUUUACUGUGUUUUACAGGGGCAAUGCACAACUAUCAGUGUUUCAGAUUUAUUUACUGUAGUGUCACAUGCAACUAAAGAGGUCACUUUCAUCAAUCAGAUCUGGGUUACAGACUGAAAUCCUUUAACCAUUUGGACACCAGUAAAAUUCCUGUAGACUACAGAAUAGAAGCAUCCAUUUUUCCACAAUAUUCAGAACAAAAUUCUUGUUUUUAUUAAACUUUCAUAUGUGUUGGUUAUUUUCUGACAAUUGCUUGGUCGGGGGCCGUUGUUUUUAUAUAUUUGUACUGCACAUAUCUAUGUAUGUGUUUAUUUUGUUCUAUUUAAUUAAUUUAUAUUGUAUUGUGCAUAUCUACGUAUUCCAUGUGCCUUUAUAUCAUUUUCUUUCAAAACGUACAUAUGAAAGAGACACACCAGUCUUAUUUUUCACAUUUUAGGCUCCUUCAAACAGUUAUACUCUGAAAUACUGGGCGCUAGAGCAGUACUGUGAUAGAGCAGCAGAUCUGUAGGGUGGACAGUAGCUUCACAUAGCUGGCCUACAACUAUCCACUAUAAGCCGGGUAAAUAGGGAAAUAAUGUGGUCAGUCAAACAUUUCACACUUCCUGAAACAACCUUCUGCCCAAUCAUGACCCGUGUCUAAGCUGGCGAGUCCCUGGUGUUCCAGUCACUCGCUGCUCCCAGGAGUUAGCGAGAAUCCUGAGAUCUCUGAGGCCAAGCGGACAGGCCUAGGGCAGCAGAGGGAGGCUAGGAAGCUGAGCGAUGUGGGGGUGUUUGAGCAGGUGGAUAAAGUCUCUUACCUGAGGAAACCUAGAGGAGCCAGGUGGGUGGACAGUGAGCCACGGGCUGAGGUCUAAUCACGUGUGUUUGUAAAACCAGCGUGAAAGCGUCUCAGCAUCGCAACCUUUAGCAGAGAGCUUUGAAAUUGUCCGAGCGAAAUGCCAGGGACACCAGCUGCUGGCCGGGGCGACGGGCGACUCGGGUAAUCACAAGGGGAAGUGACUCAUUAUAGGGAGGUGAGGGUGGCGUGAGUAGGGUGGGGGGGUGGGGGGGGUGUUCCCUAUCCUCUGACCUCUCAGGAUCAUCAGUCUUACACUCGCCUGCAAUAGCCUUUCAUCUUUUACCUGCUAUUUCAAUUAAGCCCCCCCUCUUUUUUAAUCCAUAAAUAUUUUAUAUGCCACAGUCUUCAACAUUAAUAAUUUAUUCACUGUCAUUAUCCACAGUAUUUUUAGACAUUAAUUGCACAUUAGAACAGGAAGUGGUAACCGGAUAACUGCACCAAAUGUCAGCACAGGUCCUACACUAAGCUACAACGUUUAUUUCUGAAAUUGUGAAUAUUUAAAAUGAGUCAUGUGUCUUUUUUAAAUAGAAAAACCAAUCAAAGUUUAACUUAUUGAGUUGCUGCAAUGAGAAAGCCUUUUAGGAAAAAGAACGUUUUGCACAUUGUCAAGUAAAAUAUUAUUGACAUAUUGUCAAGUAAUUUCAUGUUGGACCACUGUAUUGAAAGCUUUUUCCAUCCACCUUACAGAUCAGACUGAGGUCAGUUUAAUUUAGGGUGUGAGGCAGACCUGAAGAGGCCUGCUUUUCCCCUAAAGAAAGGAUAUUCUCCUUCUUAAAUCCCACUUGCAAACAUCUCCAAAGGUUUGGGGCACGUUCAUACGAAAACUAUUUGGCUUUGAACACUACCGUCCUUCUCAAGGAUUUUCAGCUUUUUUCAACAGUACUUGAAAUACAUGGACAGACGAGACACAGGGGUAGUCAGAAGUGUUAUAUUUUAGAACUGGUUUCACACUUCACACCAUCCCCAAUCAGCAGUUGUAGCAACAGCAACCGGACGCUCAGUCCAGCACUGCUUCAGUUCAUAAGAAGCAAUGUUUUUCUCAUCCUGAUCCAAGCUCUGACUUCCCAAGAAUUAGAAUAAUCAGACUAUUAGCAGUGAGCAGCAGCAAUGUGAAUAUUAACGGAUACCACAUCUAAAAACCUGGCUCUACAACUCGAGGAUCUUUCUUCUGCAGCAGUGUUCACAGCUUGUAAAUAUGUCUUUGUAGUGUAUAGUUCCAGAUAUGCUGUGGGAACAUGACCGCAGAAUAUUGAAUUAUGGUUAUCUAGUGUUCAAAUGUUUUGGCCAGGCAUAGUCACUAUCUUAUGAGGAGCUGCAGAUGAAACAAAAGCGGGUUUGUACAUCAGUAGCAGAGUCCUGACGUACACAGGGAGAGGGUAAUUACAGAACAGGUGGUUCUGCUCUCCCGUCACACUUAAAUCCUCAAUUUAAUUCCUCUAUUAUCUGUUUGGCUUUCAUCAUUUCCACAUUUAUGUUCUGGCUAUUCAGGCAACAAAAUAAAAUAGCAAGCAAGAUAGACAUUUUCAGGAUGAAAUGUUUUGUUUUCAUCAUUUCCCAUUUUUUGCCAACUCGACUGAAAUUAGUUCCAUUUUAAAUUCUUGGCAAUGAACAUAAUUUGAGGCUUGUAACAAAUAUCUGGACUCAACCUAAAAACAAAAGCUGAGAAGAGGGUAAUGUGCAACAGAACGGCACAUCUUACUGCUGUAUCAACUAGCUAACUUAGCUCAGUUGCACUGAACAUUUCCUCAUAUACUCAAUACGUUUGGAUUCUGUAUGCAGCUCAAUGAGAUUGCCGCCCUACAACAACUCAAUCCUCUGCCUCUGUAGACCACAGGUGUGGCAUCUGAUCUAAGCAGGGCCCGUGUGUGGAGCUUUUAUUCUCUCACAGCACUACAGCACCUGAUUCCACUAAUGAAUUAAUCAUGAGGUUCUAUCAAGGACUUGAUGAGUUGAAUCAGGUGUUUCAGCGCUGGGCUGGAAGAGAUCCCUGCUCUCACACCAGUCCUUUUCUGAUACAUUGGCACCCUUUUGGCCUUCGCACUUGAUGUUUACCUGCUAAUGAGAGCCUAUCUGAGCAAUUGAGAUAGUUGAUUACACAGAUGCACCUGCUUGCCUAGGCUUGACAUGGUUGCUGACUUUUAGGUUAAAUAAAAACCAGCAGAAUUGGUGGCUGGUAGUGAUCAGGGCUGCAAGGCCUUGUGUUAAUUAAGUCAAACUAUCAUUCAACCCUUUAACUUAAUAACUGUGGGAUUUGUUGCCCAAAAGCUUGGGCUAAAGAGUACGGCAGACUGAUGCCAUUUAUCUUUACAGAAGCAAUGAGCACAAGCUCUGACUGCAGGUUUAAUUCCCAGGUAGGAUACUGCCAUUGUACCCUUGAGGGAGGUGCUUUACCUGAAUUGCUCCAGUAACUAUUCAGUUGUCUAAAUCAGUGUUUUUCAACCCUGGUCCUGGGGACCCAUUGCCCUGCAUUGUU